AUGGCAUACUCCACCGGGACUCUGGCACAAGGCUGCUUCGGUAAAGUUUACCGGGAGAAGUACAAUGACACGUGGGCCGCCAUAAAGAAGGUUCCGCAGCACCUCAUCGACAGGAAGGACUUGGAGAGGGAGUGUGAAGUAUACAACAAAGCUAAUCAUCCGAACAUUGUAAAGCUGCUGGGCAACAUCAACCUCAAAGACGGCAAAUGGAUCAUUCCGUUGGAAUUCAUCUUCGGAGAAGAUCUGGAGACUACUAUCUUCAAGUCAGCAAAGUCCAAAAUACAGCUGACUCCGGCAAAUCGAGGCAAAAUCAUCGUAGGCAUGUGUGAGGGUCUCCUGCACCUCCACUCCAAAGAUAUCGUCCAUCAAGACCUCAAGCCCGAAAACAUCAUGGUGGAACACAACACCAACCGAGCCGUAAUCAUUGACCUGGGCCUGGCUAAGUUCUUCCGGCGUGGCUUGAAUUCGGCGAUGGACAUGGGCAAUGAAGCCUACUCGGCCCCCGAAGUUCUCCGGCGCCGCAGCCAACGGGACCAACGCUCGGACGUGUGGGCCAUGGGCAAGAUCAUCGCCGAACUUUGCGCCCGCAUGAGGUUGCAUACGCCCAGCGUAUGCCCGGCCAAGGUCCGGGAAGUGAUGCACGAUCAGCCGUACUGCCAGGCCGUAUGCAGGAUGGUGGAGAGCAACCCUACUCUAAGAUCCUCUAUGGUGGGCGUCAUCGUUGACCUGAGAAGCGCCGCGGGGUCUCAAAGUCACCUCACACCGCCACAGGGUCAGAUCAGGAACCGGUCGGCGUCGCCUCCGGGUCGGAGAGCGGCGUCGCCAGGUCGGAGAGCAGUGCCUCCAUUCCAAAACCGGCCAGCCCACUCUCCAAAGGGUGGAUCUCCACUAGGGUGGGAGCGCACUCCCCGACCGGACAUUAAAUUGGCCCACCAACGUCCCAGACAACCUCGCUCGCUCUCCCCUCUGAGGAACCAAGCGUUGGUCCCCAAAGCGGGAGGCCUUGGAAUGGGUGGCAUUGGCGGGCGAAUGGACUUGACCAGGGACAUGAUGAAGAUGGGAUUAUACCAGGAGGCCAAUCGCGACCUGCCAUGCCAGCUACCCGCCACCGGCCGGGUGAUGGUGCGGCGUUUUGAGGAGAAGAACGGCGAGGUCGAAAAGUGGGCACAGAAAGAGGUAGUCAUGCGGGACGGCAAGAUCAUCAAGUACAAGGACGUCACUUUUAACAGUUCUUAG
Messenger RNA from Nerophis lumbriciformis (worm pipefish), 1236 nucleotides. NCBI's taxonomy places the organism in Eukaryota, Metazoa, Chordata, Actinopteri, Syngnathiformes, Syngnathidae. The record is from RefSeq and is a predicted model, not a curated record.